Molecule: messenger RNA, 1518 nt
Organism: Cavenderia fasciculata
Lineage: Eukaryota; Evosea; Eumycetozoa; Acytosteliales; Cavenderiaceae
Exons: 3
Coding region: 1-1518 (505 amino acids)
Biological process (GO): homocysteine metabolic process
Cellular component (GO): cytosol
Molecular function (GO): FMN binding; flavin adenine dinucleotide binding; [methionine synthase] reductase (NADPH) activity
Source: RefSeq, a predicted model, not a curated record
AUGUCAGAUCUGAAUAGUACUACAUCACCUCCUUCUGUACCAGUUGAACUACCACAACCAAUCAAAAAAAAGAUAGUGUUGAGAAGAUCUGCUGCAAAAGAAGUAUUUCCUCCAACACCUAAAUAUAAAGUUGAACAACAACAACAACAAGAGCAAUCUAUUUUGUCAAGUGAAUCACUCAAACCAUCUUGUAGACAUGGUUCAAUAACUCGUUUUAGAUAUCUAACAGAAAAGAAUGAAAAUGAAUCUUCAUCAUCAUCAUCAUCAUCUUUAUUGGAUAUUAAAAGAAUCAUUGAAAUUGAAUUUCAAUUUGAUAAAGAAGAUGAAAAUACAUUUAAACCUGGUGAUUAUCUUAGUAUAUUUGCACCAAACCCAUUCAAUGUUGUAGAAUCUAUUGCCAAUAGAUUGAAUCUAAAUUUAAAUGAUCGAUUAGACAUUGAAAUGAUCGUCGUUCAAGAAGGAAAGGUUGUAAAUCUACCAGAUAAUUUAAAGAGAGCAAACGCAAGAACAAUCGGUUAUCUAUUAUCACAUGAAUUGGAUAUAUGUGGCAUUCCAUCAAAGAGAUUACUUAGACUGUUGGGUGAAAAUGCAAGCGAUCAAGAGGAAAAGAAGAAAUUGGUUCAUUUAUCAUCAAUCGAAGGAAAGGAGGAUUAUAAUCAAAUGAUUGGAAAUCGUAUCACUCUAUUGGAUCUAUUGAUUAGUUAUCCAUCCAUAUCAAACAUUCCAUUACACUAUUUGGUUGAUUUCAUCUCUCCAUUGGUACCACGAGACUAUUCUAUAUCAUCAUCUCCACUAUCAUCACAACCUCGUCAUGCAACCGUCGUCUUUUCAGUAGUCGAUAUGAACAUUAAUCAAAAGGAAAUUAAAGGUCUAUGUACUAGUUGGUUAGAAGAUAAAUGUAAUGAAUCUAUUUUAAAUAAUAUUCAACAAUUAAAUAUUGAUAAUAAUAAUAAUAAUAAUAAUAAUAAUAAUACUACAACAACAAUAAUUAAUAAUAUACCAUAUGAAAUUAAACCAACAAAUCAUUUUACAUUACCAAAGGAUACUUUAAAGACACCAAUGAUUAUGAUUGGUCCUGGAACUGGUGUUGCUCCAUUUAUUGGUUUUCUUUCCCAUUUGGAGAAAACUAAACAACCCGAUCUAAAACUGGCAGAAACAUGGUUAUUCUUUGGUUGUAGAAGUGAAUCAUAUGACUUUAUCUAUCGCGAUGAAAUAGAGUCUUUUGUAAAGAAUGGUACACUGUCACAUCUUGUUACAGCAUUUUCAAGAGAAUCAAAGGAUCAAUCUAGUCAACCAUUGGGUUACGUUCAAUCAAAAUUAUUAAAUCAUUCAUCACAAUUAUUUAAUUUAAUUACAAAUAAUAAUGCUACCAUUUAUAUUUGUGGUGAUGCAAAGGGGAUGGCAGUUGGAGUAAAAUCAGCAUUUAUAGAAAUAGUUAAAAAAGAAUUGAAAAUGAUGAUGACAAACAAGCAAAUGAAAUUGUUUCUCAAUGGAUUGCAGAUAAAAGAUAUCUAUUAG